Messenger RNA from Syzygium oleosum, 4996 nucleotides. Its product is annotated as disease resistance protein L6-like. Gene Ontology annotation, biological process: defense response; signal transduction. Gene Ontology annotation, molecular function: ADP binding. The transcript has 7 exons. The record is from RefSeq and is a predicted model, not a curated record. Bases 464 to 3340 code for a protein of 958 amino acids. Lineage: Eukaryota; Viridiplantae; Streptophyta; Magnoliopsida; Myrtales; Myrtaceae.
AGCUUUUCAUCGAGUUGCAACCUGAAGGAGACCCUGCUCAACAUCUCAUUGAGGAAGUGCUAUUUCGUGCAGCAAAGAAAGCUGGCAUCGAGUUUCAUGAUUUGCUUGAAAUACCACAAGGAGAUCGAAGGCGGUAUCAUGACGACAUUUCCAUCAUAAUUAUUUCGUUAGAGGGAAGGAUUUGGAGAUCUUGUGUAUAAAACAGAGCUGCAUAUAGGAAGAUAGAGAGACACGAUCUACUAAAAAAGAACCUGAGGCAUCUCCUUUUUGCCGUUCCUUUUCCCGGGUCACAUCUGUAAAACCAAUUCAGAUAUGCCUGAUCUAAAUGAAUUAUUUGUGUAUUCUUCUCCCUUCACAAUACUAAGUCAAGAAAAUAAACACAUUUUACUCUUUUAAGUGUUCUUUGCCUCCUGUUUUCCUGCUGAGAGGUCCAAUUACUGUGUGCACGUGUGGGUUUCGCCUGAUGGCUUAUGCUGAUAAAAAUCUUGCUUACUGGAUAGUGCAAAAUGCAAAUUCACCAAAACAUCAAAGUUCAUAUUUUGAAAAAGACCACUGGACCACCACGAGUUCUCAGAGCCUGCUACGUGGCGAAAGGCAAGACCUUGUGAUGAAGGCGGUACUCGGGACCCUCCUGGUUGAUCUGGCGCACCCCAAACCCGCCCACACACGGGAGAGAGAGAUCGCCAAGCCGAGCAAACUACCGACAGCUAUGGCGAGCUCAAAUGCGGCAACAGCAUUGGGAACUGACUAUCAAGUGUUCUUGAGUUUCAGAGGACCUGACACUCGUACUGGGUUCACUGACGUCCUCUUCCAUAGCCUGAUCGAUCAUGGAGUUUGCGUCUUCCGAGACGAUGAAGAGCUCCCUUUCGGUGAAAGGAUCGAUGGAUCGCUUGAGCGAGCGAUGGACAAUUCCAGGAUCUACAUACCCAUCUUCUCUCGGACCUAUGCUUCGAGCAAAUGGUGCCUUCACGAGCUCGAGCAGAUCUUGGCAAACACCUCCAAAUCGGAAGGUGAUAAAGAGAUUCUACCUAUUUUCUUCGACGUGGAACCUGACGACGUUAAGUUGAAAACUGCGUUAUAUGCCAAUGCCAUACUAAGUUUGCAGAGCAAGAAGAAGCUGAGCAGUGAGCAAGUAAAUGCAUGGAGAGAGGUUCUCAAGGAGGUUGGCGCGAUAAAGGGGUGGGAAGUGAAGAAGUACAAAGGCCACGGUGAACUAAUCAAAUUGGUAAUUGAGGAGGUUGUGGAAAAAUUGAAGAGAAAACAUAGAUUGGUGACUGAACAUUUAGUUGGAAUUGAUGAUCGAGUUGAAGCAGUAAAUAAAUUGUUAGAUGUCAACUCUGGUGGAGUGAGACUCAUUAAAAUUUAUGGUAUGGGGGGUAUCGGUAAAACAACUCUCGCCAAAGUCGUCUUCAACCGUGUCUCUUCUCAUUUUGGAAAGUAUAGUUGUUUCCUUGAAGAUGUUCGAGCAAAGUCAUUGAGAACUGAUGGCUUAGUUGAGUUGCAAAAAAAGUUAUUAUCCGAAAUUGCCAUUCAUGCUGGAACAAAGAGUAUUGAUGAAAUUGGUUAUGGAAUGCAAAGGAUUGGAGAAGCACUUUCCAAUAAGAAAGUUCUUAUUGUACUUGAUGAUGUUGAUAAUAACGAACAAGUGGAGAAACUAGUUGGAAAGAAUACUUUGCGUUCAGGAUCUAGAAUACUAAUUACAACUAGAAACAAAGAUGUUUUGCGAAUCCAUAGACGAGAUUAUCAUAUUUUAGAUUAUGAAAUGAAGGUGAUGAGUACGAAUUGUGCACUUGAGCUUUUCAGUAGGCUUGCAUUUGACAGCCACUCUCCUUCAGAUGAUUACUAUGAUCUUUCAAGAAAAAUCGUAUCUGCCACCGGGAGACUUCCGUUAGCUCUUGAAGUAAUUGGUUCGUUCCUCUAUGAAAAAGGGCAAGGAAUAUGGCAAGAGGCAUUGGAUAAUUUAAGCAAAGCACCUCACGAGGAUGUUUUUGGAAAGUUGAAGAUUAGCUAUGAUGCCUUAAGUUCCGAGCAACGACAAAUUUUUCUUGAUAUUGCUUGCCUUUUCAUUGGUAUGGAUAAGACGAAUGCAAUUUACAUAUGGAAAGAUCGUGAGUUUUCUGCGGAUACCGGAGUUGAUGUCCUCAUUAACAGGUCUUUGGUAAAGAUUGUGGAGAACAAUAAGUUUUGGAUGCACGAUCAACUCAGAGAUCUUGGAAGAGAACUUGUUCGUCAAGAAAAUCCAAUAAAUCCUGGAAAGUAUAGUAGAUUAUGGAUUAACCAGGAGAUCCUUGAUAUAAGAUCGACAGAGGAGAUGAACAACGUUCAAGCACUGGGUCUUAAUCUAUGCUACACUUAUCUAGAUCUCAUUCUAAGUGAAAAGAUUGGGAGGUCUGAACAUCUAAUGCACCUCAAAUUAAAUGGUGGAUCCUUCAAUGGUAACUUAGUGAAUAGUCUUACCAAUUUAAGCUGGAUUUUCUGGAGGCAGCCUCCUCCGUUGUUUUUUAAGCGAACCAAUGUGCACUUAAAGAAUGUGGUCUUUCUUAAAUUUUCACAUAGUGACUUGAUGGAUGAUUCGACACUACGAAGCGUAAUCAAGAUGGCACAAAAAUUAAAAGUUCUUUCUCUUGAAAGUUGUCACAGCAUAAUCAAAACACCAAGCUUCUCUGGAUGCCCAAAUUUAGAGAGGCUUACUUUCGAACAGUGUUCCAAUUUGAGGAAGAUUGACGACUCUAUUGGCAAGUUGAAGUGUCUAAUUUAUCUGAGGAUCUAUGAUUGCUUUGGUCUUGAAGAUUUGCCUAAAGAAAUCGGGGAUCUAGUGAAUUUGCAGCACUUCUCUGUACAAGAGUGUAAAGUGAAGAAACUCCCAAGUUCCAUAUGGAAGUUGAAACUAUUGCGUGAGGUGCACUUUGAAAGUAGAUUUGAUGACUUAGAUUCAACAAAUUCAUGGGAGUUGCCUAGUACUAUUGGAAUGCUUCAGAAGCUGGAAGUGCUUCUAGUCAAUAAUGAGCAUUUAAAAGGUCAACUUCCUUAUGAAAUCGGAAGUUUGCCUUUUCUAAGAACCCUAGAUCUAUCAUAUACUGGUGUUAGUGAAGUUCCAGAGACCGUUAAGCAGCUUUCUCGCCUACAAAGAUUGAAGUUGAAGGAAUGUAAUAAGAUUCAAGAGUUGCCGGCGCUCCCAACAAGUUUAACCCAUCUACUAGUGUCAUCUGAAUCGUUGCGGGGAACCCCGGAUCUCUCCAACUUGACUAAUUUGGUGGAGUUGGAUCUAAAUGGUUGGGAAGAAGGAGGAUAUAAACUUUGUGACAGUAGGUUGUGGUGGAUCGGGGGUUACCCAAACUGACUAAAACGAGAUUUGGACGUCACAAUGUCCCUGCUCCUGCUGAGCUGGCUUCCUUUCCUCUGUUAAACCAACUUGAUUUUUAUGGGUUGGACCUUCAAACAUUUCCACAACUUCCCUUGUCUCUACAAAAGCAACGCCUUGAUAAUUUUUAUUCAGUUGAGUCACUCUCUCCGAACCUGCAAAAUUUGUCAUAUUUAGAGCUCUUUAGGUCUCAAAUGCAAGUAUUUCAACUCGAUAGGUUUGAACCUCGAAAUUUAACGGAACUCCAUGUGGUAAGUUGUGUACUCCUCGAGAAAUUCAGGCUACCAUGGAUGAGCAAGUUGAAAGUUGUUGAUAUCUUAGAUUGUCCAAAGCUAGUUGAGAUCCAAUUUCAUCGGGAGUCCAAAUCACUGGAGGCAUUGUCUAUUCAACAGUGCCAAUCCCUGGAAAGUCUAGUUUAUUCAGUAAGGAACGAUGGGGUGUCUUAUCGUUGGGAAGGGACAAUAUCGCUUCCAUCGAGAUCCUUUAAGAAGUUGCAACGUUUCAUUCUUGGGGGUUGCCCUGAGAUAUACAGGAUAGACAUUCCCGAUACAUUGGAAUCAUUGGAAUACUUCACCCUUUUUGGUUGUCCUAAUGUGAGAAGUCUGCGGUAUUUGCCAAACUUAAAGAACCUCAAGUAUCUCAGAGUUUUUGGCAACGAUGGGCUGCAGGGUGUCAGGCUGCUUCACAUCGGUGAGUUCCCAGAUUUUGGAUCGUUGACAACGUUCGAGAAUGCACUUAGGAAUUGGCAUCCAUCAUCAUGGCACGAUAUGCCAAAUGAUUGCCACAUAGAUAUCUCCGGCUGUGAGGAAGACUUUCGGGGCUCCCUCAAGUCCUACAGACACCAGAAGGAACAGGAAUUUAAGCAGAGGAGGAUAAGGCGAGAAAGAGAGUUGCGACGAUGGGCGAUCUUCGAAUGUUUUCUUUACUGCAUCUUCCCCUGUUUAUUUUUCUUUCAUUAAAAGCGACUUCAAACGGAAAUUAAAGCAAGCAGAGGGGAAGGCUGGAGGGAGAGUGUUGUUCCAAUGCCUGAGCUUUGACCUAAUGUGAUGUUUGCGGGAAAAGAUGGCAAGCUGGCUGGUUCUUUGACGGCGGAACUGGAGAGUACAGAACGAAAGUUGCCUGAAAGCAGAGGUAAGAGGGUACAGAAACACUCCAAACUGCAUUGGAGGAUGACAUACUUGCCCAUUUUUUUGUAAUUGAUGCCAAUGGCGUCUGGCAAGGCAAAGCGAGAAGAUUUCACCGUCGGCCACGUUUAAAGGCCCCCCUUGUCUGUACCGUAUUUGUGGCCUAUGUGUUUUUGCCUAGAAGGCAUUCGUUUCUUUAACUCGUCUUUGCUUUUAAGCUCGAGCUUUGGCUCCCAACCAAUAUGCACUUAAAAGAAUGUGGUCUUUCUUCAAUUUUCAGACAAUGGCUUCAUGGACGAUCUGAAACUAGGGAGCUUAAUCAAGGUGUGCCAUGCUUUUUCCUAACCUAUUUAACUCAUAUGUUAUCAUUCCUCCGAUGAAUACUGGUAUUCACUUUUUACGGAUGGCAGUUAAAUGUGAGUUUUUUUUUUCCUUCCCUGGUGUUCUCACAUAAUCACAAGACUAGACUUUGUUGGGGCUAACAAAGCAACCUAAAAAGGGGUUGAAUAGG